Messenger RNA from Cladophialophora yegresii CBS 114405, 501 nucleotides. RefSeq lists its product as uncharacterized. The transcript has 2 exons. Gene Ontology annotation, cellular component: fungal-type vacuole lumen; fungal-type vacuole membrane. NCBI's taxonomy places the organism in Eukaryota, Fungi, Ascomycota, Eurotiomycetes, Chaetothyriales, Herpotrichiellaceae. Gene Ontology annotation, molecular function: ubiquitin protein ligase binding. The record is from RefSeq and is a predicted model, not a curated record. Bases 1 to 501 code for a protein of 166 amino acids. Gene Ontology annotation, biological process: endosome transport via multivesicular body sorting pathway.
AUGUCCUGCGGCGACCUCUUCCUCGGCCUCAUCGCCAUCUUAUUCCCUCCUAUUGCAGUAUGGAUUAAAUCGGGCCUCUGUUCCCUCGACUCCCUGAUCAACAUCCUCCUCUGCAUGUUGGGCUAUCUCCCGGGCCUCCUGCACGCGUGGUACAUCAUCGCCCGCCACCCCGAGCGCGACUACGACUAUGAAGUGCUGCCUGACGCGGAACGCCAAGGCGGCGGCCAGCACGGCCAGCACGGCGGCCGAGUCACAUAUUAUUAUAUCCGGCAUGAACCGCGACGAGAUUACGGCACGCAAGGCCAGCGACACAAUCGACCGGCUCCGCCUCCGCCAAGUGCUCAGGGGAGUAACCGACCGGCUCCGCCGCCCCCAUCAGGCAAUGGCAGCCAGCAGGCGCCUCAGGGCCCGAGCGUCGGUGCAGGGAGUGACGAGCCUGGCGCGCCGCCGAGCUAUUCAGAGGUUGUGAGGGGGGAUAAUAAGAUCCAGACGCAGGAGUAA